AUGCAGAAAGAAUACAGAAAGUUGGACAUCGACAAAAUUGAUAAACUCCAGGAUGAGAUGGAGGAAAUGCUUGAUAUGAAUAAUGAGAUUCAGGAUGCUAUGUCGCGGCAGUACGAGACGCCAGAUAUUGAUGAAGCUGAUUUAGAAGCUGAGCUUGAUGCUUUGGGAGAUGAAUUUGAAGCAGAUGUAGAUACUUCUUAUUUAGACGAAGCGUUGAAUGCACCAGGCGUGCCAUCCAAAGAACCAGGAUACGAAAGCAAGGUGACAGAAGAAGGUAUUGCAGUGGAUGAAUUCGGCCUACCAAAAGUUCCUGCGAACAACUAA
Messenger RNA from Acanthocheilonema viteae, 324 nucleotides. NCBI's taxonomy places the organism in Eukaryota, Metazoa, Nematoda, Chromadorea, Rhabditida, Onchocercidae. The record is from the annotation of a GenBank genome assembly.